Molecule: messenger RNA, 972 nt
Organism: Melanaphis sacchari
Lineage: Eukaryota; Metazoa; Arthropoda; Insecta; Hemiptera; Aphididae
Gene: MED27
Product: mediator of RNA polymerase II transcription subunit 27
Exons: 6
Coding region: 1-909 (302 amino acids)
Biological process (GO): regulation of transcription by RNA polymerase II
Cellular component (GO): mediator complex
Molecular function (GO): transcription coactivator activity
Source: RefSeq, a predicted model, not a curated record
AUGGAGUUGAAUCCAAUGCAAGUUGCUUUAAAUACUGUUAGAACAUUAAGGUUGGAGUUAAUGCAGCUUAUUAUUGAAAUUGGCGAAGGUAUAAAAGAAGAUGGUUCACAAUUAGAAACAAAAGAUAACCGCUAUAUGUAUUCUAUGAAUGAAAUGGUUGGAAAACUUGGACUUCAUAUGAGAGAUCUUGAACAAGUUGUUGGGUCUUUAUCAAGUCCUCCAGGUGCUAUGUUAUUGUAUAAUACAUCAUUUUUAACUCAAGAAAGCACAUCUGAUCGACAAGCAUUAUACACUCCUCUUGUGUCUUCUCAUAAAUGGCUUGAUAAAGUGCAUAAAUUUAGCUCAAAUGCUGUACAAAUUUUAAGUCAUAAUUCAUUAAAAAAAUCAUAUUACAAUUCUAGUACGAAUAAAAAGAAACGACAGCAGUCUAGUUUACAUAAUAUAUCACCACAAGCUGUUGAUGUACUUUUAACUAAUAUUGAUCGAAUGUUUCCUGAUAUGAGUAUUACAAUAACAAGACCCUGUGCAUCAAAUGUUGUUCUAUUGGUUGGACUAAGUAGAGUUUUACAAGCUAUUAUAUCAUUUAAAGGAGUUAUGAUUGAAUGGGUUAUUGUUAAAGGAUUUAAUGAACCUAUUAACCCUAAUAGUUUACAACAAGAACUUUGGCAAGAAUCAAGAUACCAUGUUUUUCGUAAGAUAACUGAUCAUGCUAAUGCAGCUAUGUUACAUUUCUCUUCACCAACAUUACCAGAUCUUUCAGUUCGAUCAUUCAUGACUUGGCUUAAUAGUUAUUUGAUAUUAUUCAAUUCAGUAUGUAAAGCAUGUGGAAAUCGACUACUAAAUGCAUAUCCACCUACUUGGAGAGAUCUAAGAUCAUUAGAUACAUACCAUUAUGAAUGUAAACCAUAAUAUUGUAUUUAAAAUAUUUUUUAAUUUAUUUAAUAAUUUAUAAAUAAUAUUAAUUAUACUUUA